Penicillium chermesinum is the source of this 1965-nucleotide messenger RNA. RefSeq lists its product as uncharacterized. The transcript has 2 exons. NCBI's taxonomy places the organism in Eukaryota, Fungi, Ascomycota, Eurotiomycetes, Eurotiales, Aspergillaceae. The record is from RefSeq and is a predicted model, not a curated record. Bases 1 to 1965 code for a protein of 654 amino acids.
AUGUCUUCUAAUCCAACCGACGAUAAGAAAUUCCCGGCCCCCUCGAGUUCGAACGCCCAUAUGGAUCCCAAUAGCAGCUAUACGCCGAAUGAUAGCCAACUAGCCGGCCUCGUGGAAGCUGCCACUGCUGCUGCAGGUCAUGACAUCCAGCAAUGGACUGCGGCAUCUGCACUUUCCGCCGCAAGUAACCAGCAAUUGGAUGGAUAUGGCACAGAUAUGCAUCUUGGCGACGACGGGUUUGGCGACGCAAACUUCCAUACCCCCAUCGGCAAUACCCGAGGCACAAGAAGUCAGAAUAACCCUCAGAACUCCGGGCUCACGCGAACUGGAACGAAGAAGCGGAAGAGAAAUGAUGAUAAUCUCGACCCUGCUUUAGCUGGGGCCGGCAUAUCGGGAUCGCAACAGCAUGGGACGCAAUACUCCCAACAAGGGCCCCAUGGGUACGGCGGAGAUAACAUGGACAUUCGUCCUGCACCACCUCAAUCGCUGCCCGAGGCUCCUGCCGGUGUUCAUAGUGCCGCUGCCUUAUUCCGGGAGCCUUCUCUUAACAAGAAGCACACUCGGCCGCCGAUGUCGAAACUUUUUGCCUCCUUGGAACUCUCGCCUGAGAACUUCCUACAUCUUCAAGCUGCAGCCAAAGCAUACAUGUUGGAUGAUCAACACCCCGAACGACGAGACUGUGUCGGUCAACGUGGUAAGGGCGAUACUGAAAUGGUGAAGUUACGUCUUUGGAAUUGUGUUCGCAAUUUUCUCGAAAAUGAGGGUAAUGGGGAGCGAUUCUUCGGAGAAAAUGUCGUGAACGAAAACAUGGGCCCGCGAACUUACAUCUGGCCUCGGGACCAGCAAAAAAUCAUCUCAUUGGUGAUUCCUCUUCUUCGGAGGAUGGUCACAAAUGAGCGACAACGCCAAUACGCCAUCGUAACGCGCAAAGGUGGUGGGGAUGAGCGUCGCCGAACCCAGAGCAACGAAGCUUUCCCGCAGUUACCACAGUUUGAGUCCGAUCAAUCCACUCAAAUGAAUCCUCACGAUAUUCGUUCGCAUGAUAUGGCCCAGUCUAUGCCACCUCCGCCACCGCCUUUGCCUCCGCAUAAUGGAUCUAUUGACCCAAAUCAGCCAAUGGAUCUGGGCUUCGCAGACCUUCUAAGUGGUUUCAAUGUGGACUGGAGCGAGAUCUCUAAAACUUAUGAUACAUUUAAUCGUGACUUCGAACUCGACAAUCUGUGGUCUCUCUCUGGACUCCAACAACCCGAUUGGCGUGGCCUCGUGGCGGCAGUCGAUCACCACUACCAAGCCGUCCACAACGGGGACUACACUGAGUGUUCCACCCCUUGCGAGAACUCUUACAUCAAUCGCAUCGUCCAGUCAGAAGCUACAUCAAAUCUCCCUUGGCGGAUUGGGGGAGGAGGGAUAAAUUCCUCAGCGCGUGACGAUUUUGCGCGGAGUAUUACUCGCGACGUCUCUCGAAUCGUUCGUGAAAAUGCCACCAGCCGAAGAGACAACCAGUCCAGUAAUAACGAACAAGCCGAAAUUCAUCACCACCACCAUCACUAUCACCACCACCAGCCGGUCAUAGGCUCUCUUUCAAGCGCUCCUUCCAUCAAUACUGGCGCUUCUCCAUCGACCCCCGGCACCGACAACCAAACCUAUCUUCACCUCAACAUUCUCCAGAAAGGAAAACGCAUCCUUCCACGUAUGGAUAUCCCAGCUGGCCAAUACCCAAACAUCGAUCUUGUUAAACAAGCUAUUCUCCGCCGCUAUGCCGGCCAAAUCCCCAACACAGACAAGACUGAUUCGUUGGAUCAGACUCGAUACUGGACCAUACAAGUCUGGUUGCCAGAAGGCCUUACCCAUAUUGGCAAUAGCAAAGACUGGGCCGUUGCUCUCUUGACCGCAGACACAGUGGAAUGGAUGGAUGGGGUGGUCAAAGUUCUGGUAGACAUUGAAGGGGGCAACAUCCCCCAGUAG